AUGUCAAACGAUCAAGGCACACAAAAGUUAUGGGGUGGUAGAUUUACUGGGGAAACUGACCCACUAAUGCAUCUUUACAAUGCCUCCUUACCAUAUGAUUACAAAAUGUACAAAGCCGAUUUAGAAGGUACCAAAGUUUACACUGCUGGUUUGCAAAAGCUGGAUUUAUUGACCCCAGAUGAAUUGUCCAAGAUCCAUCAUGGUCUUGAUGAAAUUAAGAAGGAAUGGGACAGUGACUCCUUUGUCCGUCACCCAAACGACGAAGAUAUCCACACUGCAAAUGAAAGACGUCUUGGUGAAAUCAUCGGUCGUGAUAUUGCCGGUAAAGUUCAUACUGGUAGAUCCCGUAACGAUCAAUGUGUCACUGACUUGAGAAUAUUCUGCCGUGACACCCUAAAUGAGAAAUUAUUACCAGCUUUGAUAGACCUAAUUAAAGUUUUAAUCAAAAGGUCCAGAGACGAAAUUGAUAUUUUGAUGCCAGGUUACACUCACUUACAAAGAGCCCAACCAAUUAGGUGGUCUCACUGGCUAAGUUCUUACGCUACUUAUUUCACCGAGGACUACAAGAGAUUAUUGCAAAUCCAAGAUAGAUUGAACGUUUCCCCAUUAGGUGCUGGUGCCUUAGCCGGCCACCCAUACGGUAUCGAUAGAGAAUUCUUAGCUGAAGGGUUGGGCUUCAAUGGUGUUAUUGGUAACUCCUUAGUUGCCGUUUCCGACAGAGACUUUGUUGUCGAACUUAUGUUCUGGGGUACCCUUUUCAUGAACCACAUCUCUCGUUUUGCUGAGGAUUUGGUCAUUUACUCUACCGCCGAAUUUGGUUUCAUAAAACUAAGUGAUGCUUACUCUACUGGUUCUUCAUUGAUGCCUCAAAAGAAGAAUGCCGAUUCUCUCGAGCUUUUGAGAGGUAAGUCAGGUAGAGUCUUUGGUGACAUGGCAGGUUUCCUAAUGAGUUUAAAGGGUAUUCCUUCCACAUAUGACAAGGAUAUGCAAGAAGACAAAGAAUCUCUAUUUGAUGCUUUAACCACUGUCGAACAUUCUAUUCUAAUUGCUACUGGUGUUGUUUCCACUUUAUCAGUUCAAAAAGAAAAGAUGGAAGCUGCGUUGACAAUGGAUAUGCUUGCUACUGAUUUAGCUGAUUACUUGGUAAGGAGAGGUGUUCCAUUUAGAGAAACUCAUCACAUUUCUGGUGAAUGUGUAGCUCAGGCUGAAAGAUUGAAAUUGUCUGGUAUUGACAAAUUAUCUCUAGAACAAUACAAGAAAAUUGAUUCUAGAUUUGAAGCCGACUUGUUUGAAACUUUCAACUUCGAACAAAGUGUCGAAAGAAGAGAUGCCACCGGUGGUACUGCCAAGUCUGCUAUUUUCAAACAAUUAGAUAACCUUGAAUCACAAAUUUAA
Maudiozyma barnettii is the source of this 1395-nucleotide messenger RNA. It is a transcript of the gene ARG4, whose product is annotated as argininosuccinate lyase ARG4. The coding region runs from base 1 to 1395 and encodes 464 amino acids. Gene Ontology annotation, molecular function: argininosuccinate lyase activity. Gene Ontology annotation, cellular component: cytosol. The record is from RefSeq and is a predicted model, not a curated record. The transcript has a single exon. Lineage: Eukaryota; Fungi; Ascomycota; Saccharomycetes; Saccharomycetales; Saccharomycetaceae.